Aureococcus anophagefferens is the source of this 3206-nucleotide messenger RNA. RefSeq lists its product as hypothetical. The transcript has 22 exons. Gene Ontology annotation, molecular function: nucleosome binding. Gene Ontology annotation, biological process: transcription elongation by RNA polymerase II; positive regulation of transcription elongation by RNA polymerase II. Bases 1715 to 2806 code for a protein of 363 amino acids. Gene Ontology annotation, cellular component: FACT complex. The record is from RefSeq and is a predicted model, not a curated record. Lineage: Eukaryota; Pelagophyceae; Pelagomonadales; Pelagomonadaceae.
AUAACAACAAAAUUUGAAAUGGCGCUCCUUGACGCGGCGAUUUUCUGGCGUCGCCUCUCGCAGCUGCAUCGUUCGUUCAUGUGCGAUCAAAAGUGGCAAACUGAUGCACUUUCCAUUCCACUGGAAGUAACCUCAGAGGAGCCGAGCUUUAACAAGUGUUCUGCUUUUUUUAUUCAUCUGUUCGGCCGCGAGCUCCCCGGUUCACUCGCUGUGUUGUGUGACGGAGCCCUACAUAUUGUCACCUCGGCCAAGAAGUGUGUGAUGUUGGAAGGUCUUCUAAAAGAACGUCCAACACAGGAAGUGGCGCUGAUUAUUCACAGGGCCUCAAAACAUGACAGUAGUGCGUCGGUAUACCAUGUUCUAAUAAACAAGAUCAAGCAAAGCCGCGGUGGUGUAAAACUUGGAUGUCUUUUGAAAAUGAAAUUUCGUGGUGUUGUCGCAAAUACUUGGAAUGCAGCCGUACAGUCCGCAAUUUUUCUGUGCCGAAUUGGAACAAGUUGACAUCACGGCGGCGCUUGGCCUUUUCAUGAGUACAAAAGACGAGGACGCCUCAUCGAGCUUGCGCAAGGCGGCAGCAAUAACACAUAAAGUACUAAAACAUGGCGUAGUACGAUUGGUGGAAGACUCAUUCGACCAAGCAAAACCAAUCACCCACGAGGAACUCGCCACCAAGGCGGAAGAAUUCUGCGAAGACCCGUCAAAGAUCAAGCUGAAUGUGCCUCCUGGGCAGCUAGAGUCAUGUUACUUUCCUAUUAUUCAAAGCGGCGGUGACUAUGAUCUUCGGCCAACAGCCACCACAAAUGAUAAAUCACUCUCCGAUGAUAUCGUCAUCAUUUCACUUGGUGCUCGCUACAAGGCAGCGAAUGGGGGGCGUUGCCGAGGCUGCUUCGAAAUUCCUCUCACAGAAGUAUCCACAUAUGCUUGACUAUUUGCCAAAGACUCUUGGUUUUGGGUUGGGUCUGGACUUCCAUGAAGCCACGUUACUUCUGAAUUCUAAGAAUGACCUCAGCUUCUCACCCAACAUGGUGUUCAACCUGGCAAUUGGUUUGCAUGAUGUACCGUUGGAACCAAACGAUAAGCUCGAUGCCAUGGGAUCAGUGAGUAAGCUAGCAGAAUAUUCAAUGCUUGUUGCUGAUACUGUGAUUAUUCGGGCUGAUGGUGAACCACCAGAACUCUUGACGAAACAUUCGGUGGAAUGGCGUGAUGUUUCAUAUUUCAUCAACGAAAAUAGUGAAGAAAACAUCGUCAAAAAUCAAAAUGAAGACGUGAUGACUGGCAACCUGGUGUUGCCCUCCAAGCCCGCGGGAAGUCACAGCGCAGUACUCAGCAGCCGUCUAAGAGAGCGUGCGAAAGCAACAGACGAUGCCGCAAGAAACAGUAACCGUGAAGAAAAGCAAGCUGCGCUCAUGCGACAUAAACUAGCCUCAAGGCGCAUCGCAGAUUCGAAUUCACAUAAGCAAUAUGAGGUCAGCUCAUCGAACAUUGACACUUCUGAAGUUGAGGCAUACUCCUCUACGAGGGGAUACCCGAGUGACUUACUUCCUAGCGAGGUUCACGUUGAUAUGGAGGGUCAGGUUGUCUUUGUGCCUAUCCAUGGCUCACCAGUCCCUUUUCAUAUCAGCAUGAUCAAGAAUGCUGUGCAACCUGAUCCAGAUCGUGCUUCUGCGUACCUUCGUCUGAACUUCUUCACACCAGGGCAGUCCCUUGGGUUAAAAUGCGGGAUCAGCGUAUCCCGCGCAUGGCAGACCUCACGAUGCGACCAUUUAUAAGUGGUAAAAAAACGGUGGGGACACUUGAGGCUCACUCUAAUGGUCUUCGAUUUAUCUCAAAGAAGCACGAAAUCAUUGACCUCAUGUACGCAAACGUCAAGCACAGUCUGUUCCAGCCAUGUGAAAACGAGGUAAUGGUCUUAAUACACUUUCAUCUCAAGAAUCCUGUCAUGGUUGGGAAGAAAAAGACUCAUGAUGUUCAGUUCUCUACAGAGGUUGUUGAUGCCUCUGUGGCCCUCGACAGCGCUCGGCGGUCAAUGUAUGACCCUGACGAACUCGACGAAGAGCAACGUGAACGCCAUUUGCGAAAAAAACUCAAUGAAAUGUUCAAGGAAUUCUGCAAGAAGAUGGAACGUGUCGCUAAGCAGCACCAUUAUGAUCUCGAGUUCGACAUUCCAUACCGUGACCUUAGUUUUCACGGUGUUCCAAAUCGAGAGAUGGUUCUGAUACAACCUACGGUCCAUUGCCUCGUAAAUCUGACUGAGACGCCAUUCUUCAUCGUGGAGCUUGAUCACGUUGAACACGUGCACUUCGAACGUUGCACACUACGCGCAACAAAUUUUGAUAUGGUCAUCAUACUCAAAAACUUUGAACUUGCACCACUAUCAGUAAACGCGGUGCCAGUACAAGAAUUAGAUGCCAUCCAAGAAUGGCUCACGGACUGUUCGCUUACAUAUACGGCGGGUCAAGCAAGCAUGUCGUGGAAAAGCGUGAUGAAUCUUGUUCGCAGCGACGAUCGAUUCUAUGAGGAGACUGACGAAAAUGGCGAACCAAAACCAGCCGGCUGGCAGUUUCUUCAGGCUGAUGAUGGGGAUGGUGAGGAAGGCGAUGAGGAAGACGAUGGGGAUGAAGACUACGAUGACGACGAUGAAGGGGAAGAGGAUGAUGAAGACGAGGACGAAGACGAUGAAGACGACGACGAUGAAGAAGAGGACGAAGACGAUGAAGAGGAAGACGAUGACGAGGAUGACGAUGCAAUGGACUGGGAUUCAAUGGAAGCACUUGCAGCCGAGGAGGAUCGCCAAAAAAGAAAUUGAGUCGCGGCGCUUUUCUUGGCGGUCGCAUUGGAAAUGUCGCUUGUACAAGUACGGUGUCUCUGGGAACCCUUGCGCCUUUUAAGUUGGCAUCGCUAACAAACACCGCCAAAAAAACGGCCCAGGGCGUCUCCGCCCCCGGGAAACUGAAUGGACUGAGUUCGUGCGGCAUUAUUUACGUGAGCCAUCACAACGGCGUGAUUUGCGCGUGAUGUACGCGCGAUUCACGCGGACGUUAUUCUCUAGAGAGGUGCCUCGCCCAGCCACCGUGUGCGCCGCGGCCGCACUAUGUCGCGACCGAGAGCGCGUCCGGCUGCUCCGGGUCUUAGUCAGGGUUGGGGGUAGAGGGUCACCAACUUGUUGGACGUUGAGGGAUUUCCACCUGCCUAGGAUCUACACUGUC